Messenger RNA from Capsaspora owczarzaki ATCC 30864, 973 nucleotides. RefSeq names its product ADP-ribosyl cyclase. NCBI's taxonomy places the organism in Eukaryota, Filasterea, Ministeriida, Capsasporidae. Gene Ontology annotation, molecular function: phosphorus-oxygen lyase activity; NAD+ nucleosidase activity. Gene Ontology annotation, cellular component: plasma membrane. The record is from RefSeq and is a predicted model, not a curated record. Gene Ontology annotation, biological process: positive regulation of B cell proliferation. The coding region runs from base 5 to 973 and encodes 322 amino acids. The transcript has 2 exons.
UGCAAUGCAAAGUGCCUUGUUGAUGCUGGUUGCAGGCCUCGCACUGGCGAGCGGCGUGCGCGGGGACGACGCACCAGGCACCACUGCACACUUGGCCGAGAUUUUUGUUGGCCGCUGCUUUGACAAGUCCACGGUGGCGGACUGCAAUGCGUGGUGGGCAGCCUUCAACCAGGUCGUUGCGGACGUCGAUCCGCUCAGCGUCACCGCCGCCAGCUUCGACCCGUACUUUGCCAUUGCGAACUUUUCCACGCCCGUCGACAAGGCCAUGUUCUGGUCUGGCUCGCAGUACUACGUGCACCAGCUCUCGGACGCUGGCCUCCGCUACUUUACGAUGGAGGACACGGUCGGCGGGUUUGUCCAAAACGGGCUGCAUUGGUGCGGCAGUUCGUCGGGGUACAAUUACACGAGCUGCCCUCCAGGAUUCCGCAACACAACGACAGACACUUGGUAUGGGGCCGAGCUGGCCUUCUGGCAACACGCGUCGACGACGUUUGCUCGCCAAGCGACCGGUCGCGUCUCGGUGCUCCUGGGCUCUCCGUACGGCGGCUCGGCCUACCGCAACUCGUCCUUCUUUGCCCUGUACGAGCUGCCCAACAUGAACACGUCGCUCGUUACUGCCAUCGAUGUGUACGUGAUUACCAACGGCACAGAGCGAUGCGGGAGCGGCUCGCUCGUUGCGUUGGUGCAGGACAUCAAGCACCACCUGGGCCUCACGCCGUCCUGCUAUGACAACCCGGACAUGGUUCGCUUCAUUCUGUGCGAGAAUAACGGCGCUCCUUCGGCGCAGUGCCAGUUUGCCAACGAGUUCUCGGAAUCGAGCGAUCUCCCCGCCGACAAAGCCGUCCCGCUUGCGCUGGGCUGCCUUCUCGGUGGCGCCAUUCUCGUUAUUGCAGUCCAGCAGAUUCUCUUGCUGCGCAAAAAGCAGGCCAGUAGUCAACCGAUGCGUCAGCCAUUGAUGGGCUACGGAGCAUGA